UCUGCGGACAAGUACCAACAGCAUACACCACGCAACGGCUUCCCGCCACGCACACAACAAUGGCUUCUGUACACCGACUGUAUCUCCUCACAGCGACUCUUUCUCUCUUCGCCGCCGUUCUCUCCGCCACCCAAACGCCGCCGCAGGCCCUUCUUGAUGCGGUGGAGACGCUUGCAAACUCCGGCUACAUUGCCAUGUCCCUUACUGUUCAACUCAUUGCCCCUACCCUCGCACUCCCCUCCGCCACCACCACCUCCACCUCCACCACUACCACCCUCACCAUCUUCUCCCCACCUGACACCGCUUUCAAAACUUUUGGCCAGCCCUCCCUCUCCCACCUCCUCCUCCACUUCUCGCCUCUCUCGCUCUCCCCUACAUUCCUCCUCUCCCUCCCGUUUUCUUCGAAAAUCCCCAGUCUAUCCACCUCCCACCACCUUACAAUCACCACUCCACCUGACUCGAAGAACGUUGAAAUCUCUAUCAACAAUGUGACGGUUUCUAUAUCGCCCAUUUUCGACGAUGGGUCGGUAUUAGUAUAUGCCAUUGACACCUUCUUUGGGUUGAAUUUUAGUCUAUCAAACACCCCGAUAUCUGGAAAUAUUAACCCAGAUCGGGACACGAAAUGCUUCAAGUUGGAAAAGCCCUCACGGUUUCAAGAGGCGUCUGAGGCAUUGAAGUCUAGAGGUUACUCGAUAAUGGCCUCGUUUCUUGACUUACAGUUGAUGGGGUUUACAGGUGGGUUUCCAGAGAAUUUGAAGUUAACUGUUUUUGCGCCUGUAGAUGAGGAAUUGGUGCAAUUUUCGGGGGAUUUUCUGUCAUAUUCCUCGUUGUUCAUGAGGCAUUUGGUGCCUUGCAAAUUGGGUUGGAAUGAACUUAAUCAGAUGGGCAAUGGGACUGCACUGCCAAACAAUGCCGAGGGAUUCAAUUUAGAGAUUACUAGAAAUGAAGAUGAUGACACGUUAAUGGUGAAUGGAGUAGAAAUCACAUUCCCAGGCAUGCAUGACAGUGAGUGGCUGGCGAUUCAUGGGAUCCGUGGAUUGAUUACAGAGCCUGAGACUACAGAGGAGGAAACUGAAAUGGAGGAGUACUACGUGACAAAAGUCGAGGAGUCGAUUGCCCCAGACCGCGGGGAAUUUUAAAUUCCAAUCCUCAAAAAUAACAUUAGUAAUGAAAAUCUGCCAUUGAUUUUGAGUUUUCUAAUCUGUUGUUAAUCUGAUUUACUGUUCUAAUAUUGUAGAUUAGUACUGUUUUGAGUAAUGAACUUUUAACUGCCAGUUUGACUAUAUGUUAGCAUUACAACAUAAUGGAAAGGAUUUUCAUA
Olea europaea var. sylvestris is the source of this 1321-nucleotide messenger RNA. Its product is annotated as putative fasciclin-like arabinogalactan protein 20. Bases 60 to 1139 code for a protein of 359 amino acids. The transcript has a single exon. NCBI's taxonomy places the organism in Eukaryota, Viridiplantae, Streptophyta, Magnoliopsida, Lamiales, Oleaceae. The record is from RefSeq and is a predicted model, not a curated record.